AUGGCGCCCUCCGGAGAAGCCUUGGAAAGACACCUUCAAGAGGCUACGCGCCAACUGUACUCUGCCGAUCCCGGCGCCGUGACCGUCAAUUCAGUUCGUCAGCGUGUCGAAGAACAGGACAGUCUGGAGAAGGGCUUCUUUGUGACACCAGAAUGGAAAGCUCGCAGCAAGACGUUGAUCACUGAAUAUGUCCAAAACCUAAUGGCAAACGACUCCCCGUCCUCCAUUCGAGAAACAAAAGCCGAACAAGAUACCAAGCAUGCUGUGAAACGAUCCUCGAGCGACGAGCCAUCUCCAUCCCCUGUCGCGAAGCGUCAAAAGAGAGCUGGGUCUACUGCAACAUCCAGGAACUCUAAGCCAAAGAAAGAGUCUUCCAGUCCAGCGCUCAGCGCUCUAAGCGAUUCGGAUGUGGAGUCUAAGACAACUAAGAAAGAGCCUGCACAGAAGCAGGAGUCAGACUCGGAAUUAAGCGACCUUGACUUAUCAGAACAAGACUUAAAGCAGGACCAGAAAUCGAAAAAGCCAACUGCGACCCGAAAAUCUAAAAAGGAGGAGUCGGAAUCCGAGCUCAGCGACCUCAGCUCAUUCGAAGACAAGCCGAAAGCGACAAAGAAACGUGGGCGUAAAUCAAAGAAGCUGGGAGAAUCAGAGGAUGAUGAGAAAGAUACUAAAACUUCGACAUCGCGAUCGAAGCGCAAAGAGUCUAUCGCUAAGACGAAGCGAACUACGAAACGCACUAAGGUCAAAUCAGAUAAUGAGGACGAGAUGGGCGUGGAGGAUGAUGUUGAAAUGAACAAGAGCAACGAAAAUAAAAGCGCCAAAGACGCAGAUUCGGGGGAUGAGGCCAAGCCAGAGGAGAGUGCAAUUAAGCCAACUGUAGACGACUCGGACUCAUCUUUGUCAUCGGUACUCGACGAACCGCCCCCAAAGAAAAGAAAGGGCAGGGGUGCCGCAAAAGAAGCACCCAAAUCCAAGCAAUCUACGUCCAAAGAAGCGACGGGAGAUGAGAUAGAGAUCAAGAAGCUGCAAGGCCAGCUCGUUAAGUGCGGAGUUCGCAAAAUAUGGGGCAUCGAACUGAAAAAAUACGGCGGUGACGGUAAAGCGAAGAUUAGACAUCUCAGAAACAUGCUUCGUGAUGUGGGAAUGGAUGGCCGUUUCUCGGAGGCGAAAGCAAGAGAGAUCAAGGAGAGGCGAGAACUGAUAGGCGAGUUGGAAGCUGUCAACGAGAUGAACGAGCUUUGGGGACUCGAAGGCCGCGGUGGGCGUGCAUCACGCAGCAAAGCGGUGCGCAAAUCACUAAAAGAGGAAACAGAUGAAGAUGACGAUGAUGAUCAUGAUGGUGAUGAGAAGAAAUCAAAUGAGACGGAUGAGAAGGACAUCGAGGUUAAGGCUGCUUCGCGAAAAUCUAAGAGGAUGGCGGACCUUGCAUUUCUUGGCAGCGACAGUGAGUCGGAAUGA
Xylaria bambusicola is the source of this 1458-nucleotide messenger RNA. RefSeq lists its product as uncharacterized. Lineage: Eukaryota; Fungi; Ascomycota; Sordariomycetes; Xylariales; Xylariaceae. Gene Ontology annotation, cellular component: nucleus. The record is from RefSeq and is a predicted model, not a curated record. The coding region runs from base 1 to 1458 and encodes 485 amino acids. The transcript has 2 exons.